This is a messenger RNA of Prorocentrum cordatum, 384 nucleotides long. NCBI's taxonomy places the organism in Eukaryota, Dinophyceae, Prorocentrales, Prorocentraceae. The record is from the annotation of a GenBank genome assembly.
AUGACAGGACCAUUGGGCGCCAGUCUUUCAAGUUGGCGUUGCCUGCAGCGAAGAGGAACAUCCACAGCGACCUAUGAGCAGAGGGUUCGGGACGAGAGGGUGAGUUGCAGCAUCGUUGACGCAUCCUGGGCUGCAGCAGCAGGAACAGGGCGGCGGCAGGCCAGGGAGAGCCACCUGCAGAACGUGAGGAUACCGGAGGGGGUCGACCUGCUGGUGACCCACGUGCCGCCCUACGGCGUCAGGGACCUGUGUUACCACGGCGGGCGCGCAGGCUCGUGGGCGCUGCGGAAGGUCGUGCAGGCCCUGCCGCGGGAGCGGCGGCCGAAGGCGUGGCUCUUCGGCCACAUCCACGAGGCGCACGGCGCCUCCUGGCUGCGGGCAGAG